CCACCGGGCAGGCAGCAAAGGCAUCAAAGGAGGCAGGAGGGGGCUGCGCCAGGCGAGCAUCGGGUGUUGCCCCACCACGCCUGGGCGAGGAUGACCCCAGAGGAGGAAGGCUCGGAGGCAGGGCCCCCGCAGCACGUGCGGAUCCGGGUGGAGGAGCAGUCGUUCUGCGUGGAGAAGGCGCUGCUGGUGGAGAGCAGUGAGUACUUCCGUGCCCUGUUCCGCUCGGGCAUGAGGGAGAGCACGCAGGAGGAGAUCGGGCUGGGGGAGCUCAGCGCCGCCGGGUUCUUCACCAUGCUGCGGGUGCUGGCGGGCGAGAGGCCCGUCCUCGGCAGCGAGGAGACCUUCCAGGCGGUCGAGUGCGCCGCCUUCCUGCAGGUGAAGCCCUUGGCCAAGUUCUUGAUCAACUCCAUCAACUCCGACAACUGCAUCCUGCUCUUCCAAGCCGCUGCCAUAUUCGGCCUCCUGGACCUAUUCCGCUGCGCCGCGCUCUACAUCAGGGACAGCUAUGCCGAGCUGGAGGAGUACCUGGACUGCCUCCCUGCCGACCUGCUGGCCUAUGUGGAAUCCCUCCUGCCCAGCACCUUCGUGGCAGUGGGAGCCCAUACACCCACCUUCGAGUUCUUAGAGGACCUCUCCAGGACCCUCUGCUACCUGGACGAGGAGACCAACACGUGGAGGACCCUCUCCUGCCUGCCGCUGAGCGCCAGCACGUUCCUAGCCGGCAUGGCGACCAUGGAUAACAAGAUCUACAUCGUGGGUGGUGUGUACGGGGCCAGCAAGCAGGUGGUGGAGAGCAGCUUCUGCUACGAUGCUGACACCAACACAUGGAGCGAGUUCCCCAGUCCCCAUCAGCUGCGCUACGAUGCCAGGCUGGUGGCGCAUGAGGGCUUCCUCUAUGCCAUCGGUGGGGAGUACGAGAAGAUCUCACUGAAGUCCGUGGAGAGGUACGACCUGGCCUCCAGCACGUGGACGUUCGUCUCUGACCUGCCGCAGCCCAGCUCAGCAGCGCCCUGUGCCCAAGCCAUGGGGCAGAUCUUCGUUUGCUUGUGGAAGCCGCUGGACACCACCAUCAUCUACGAGUACCAGACCCAGCAGGACGUGUGGCUUCCCAUCACGGAGCUCAAGCGGCAGCAGAGCUACGGGCACUGCAUGGUGGCCCACCGUGACAACCUCUACGUGAUGCGCAACGGUCCCUCGGAUGACUUCUUGCGCUGUGUCAUUGACUGCUUCAACCUGACGUCUCGGCAAUGGACCGCGCUGCCCGGGCAGUUCAUGAACAACAAAGGAGCCCUGUUCACCGCUGUCAUCAAGGGUGACACCAUCUACACCGUCAACAAGAUGCUGACGCUCCUCUACUCCGUGGAAGAGGGGACCUGGAAGUUCAAGAAGGAGCGGGCAGGUUUCCCACGCAGCGGCUCCCUGCAGACCUUCCUCCUGCGGCUGCCGAGGCGUGACCACAAGAUCGCAACGUAGGUGAGCCCCCAUCCCACGUCGGGAUGCUCUCCUUGCACGUGGCCCUGCCUCGGCUCCCACUGCUCCCCCCUCCCCAGGGCUCCUCUCCUCCUCUGGGGAGUCGUGCUCAGGUCCGGGGAUGCUUCAUGAUGGACCUCAGAGGUGAAGCUAGACUCUAUCAGAGGGAAAGGGGCUGCAGGCAGCUGCUGCCUGCCCUGCAUGGGCUGUGUAUGAAGUCCUACCAGACGUAGGCUCAUGAGGCAACCACGUGCAGGGCUUCAUGGCUUCUGCAGAGGAUGGAUACCACAGAGAUGCAGACACGGGGUUUAUUUAUUCUGACCGCAUCCUGAGGGUGAGCAGCAUCCCACCUCCUCUGCUCCCGUGGGAAAUCAUCCAUUCUACCCUGGAAUUAAAAGGAAGGCUAUUAAAA
Pezoporus occidentalis (night parrot) is the source of this 1882-nucleotide messenger RNA. RefSeq names its product kelch repeat and BTB domain containing 13 (gene KBTBD13). Gene Ontology annotation, biological process: regulation of the force of skeletal muscle contraction; relaxation of skeletal muscle. The record is from RefSeq and is a predicted model, not a curated record. The coding region runs from base 91 to 1473 and encodes 460 amino acids. The transcript has a single exon. Gene Ontology annotation, molecular function: protein binding. Lineage: Eukaryota; Metazoa; Chordata; Aves; Psittaciformes; Psittacidae.